Molecule: messenger RNA, 408 nt
Organism: Trypanosoma grayi
Lineage: Eukaryota; Euglenozoa; Kinetoplastea; Trypanosomatida; Trypanosomatidae
Exons: 1
Coding region: 1-408 (135 amino acids)
Source: RefSeq, a predicted model, not a curated record
AUGUGGCGCACGGCGUUGGCUCUUCGCUUCCAAGGGGGCGGGGCUUUGAAGCACCGGCCGCCACGGCGCGCGACGUACCAUGCGGUCAGUGACGCAAAGUCGGGAAAGGAUCGCUUCGACCUCGCCGAGUCUCUGCGCCGAGACCGAGAGGCGGCUGGGCGGAGAAAGUCCCUCCCGUGGCGUUCACGCUUGAGUGAGCUUCGGAUGUAUCCGUGGAAGUUCUUUGUAGCCUUUAUGCUUCUGUGGUCGUGGCUCGGGACGUACGUUGUGCCUUAUGUGAAGGGAAUGCGGCCUGGCGAGCUUCCUUCGCUGGGUAAUGGGCGCUGCGUCCCGCAGGAACUCCAGCAGCGUGCGACACCGAUGCCGCGCUUCAAACACCUCGAGAAGCAUACCGAUGGACACGAGUGA